Messenger RNA from Platichthys flesus (European flounder), 2493 nucleotides. It is a transcript of the gene tacr3l, whose product is annotated as tachykinin receptor 3-like. The coding region runs from base 76 to 1305 and encodes 409 amino acids. Gene Ontology annotation, molecular function: tachykinin receptor activity. The transcript is spliced from 5 exons. The record is from RefSeq and is a predicted model, not a curated record. NCBI's taxonomy places the organism in Eukaryota, Metazoa, Chordata, Actinopteri, Pleuronectiformes, Pleuronectidae. Gene Ontology annotation, cellular component: plasma membrane; sperm midpiece. Gene Ontology annotation, biological process: G protein-coupled receptor signaling pathway; positive regulation of flagellated sperm motility.
AACUUUUUAUUAAGAUCGGUGAUUCUUCCAGUGUUACAGAACCAAAGCACCUGAUGAGGUGAUGUUGAGUGUUCGAUGCCUCCUCAGUGGGUGAUGGCGCAGGGAGUGACCGCAUCACUCUCUCCUCCGUCCUCUGCCUCGCUCGGUCACAUGCUCGCGCUGCUCAGCAUCAGAUCUGUCAGAGUGAUGGACGGAUCCAACUCCACCAGGAACCUGACCAACCAGUUCGUGCAGCCGCCGUGGCGCGUCGCGCUCUGGUCCGUCGCCUACAGCGUGGUGCUGGCGGUGGCCGUGUUCGGGAACCUGAUCGUGAUCUGGAUCAUCCUGGCGCACAAAAGCAUGAGGACGGUGACCAACUACUUUCUGCUCAACUUGGCUUUCUCCGACGUCUCCAUGGCCGCGUUCAACACGCUCGUCAACUUCAUCUACGCGUCGCACGGAGAGUGGUACUUCGGAGAGGUCUACUGCCGCUUCCACAACUUCUUCCCCGUCACCGCGGUGUUCGCCAGCAUCUACUCCAUGACUGCGAUAGCCAUCGACAGGUACAUGGCCAUAAUCCACCCUCUGAAACAGCGUCUGUCGGCGAAGGCCACCAUGGGAGUCAUCGUCUGUGUCUGGAGUCUGGCCGUGGUCCUCGCCUUCCCCCUCUGCUACUUCUCCACCACCCGAGCUCUGCCUCACAGGACGCUCUGCUACGUGGCCUGGCCCCGCAUGGCCGGCGACCCCUUCAUGUAUCACAUCAUUGUGACAGUUCUGGUCUACGUGCUGCCCUUAGUGGUGAUGAGCAUCACUUACACCAUCGUGGGGGUGACGCUGUGGGGAGGGGAGAUCCCCGGGGACUCGGCCGAUAACUAUCACGGUCAGCUCCGAGCCAAGCGGAAGGUGGUGAAGAUGAUGAUCAUUGUGGUGGUGACCUUUGCCCUCUGCUGGCUGCCCUAUCACGUCUACUUCAUCGUGACGGGUCUCAACAAGCGUCUGAGCAAGUGGAAGAACAUCCAGCAGGUCUACCUGUCGGUGCUGUGGCUGGCGAUGAGCUCCACCAUGUACAACCCCAUCAUCUACUGCUGCCUCAACAGCAGGUUCCGGGCCGGUUUCAAGCAUGUGUUCCGCUGGUGUCCCUUUGUCCACGUCUCGAGCUACGAUGAGCUGGAGCUCCGGAACACGAGACAGCGAGCUGGUUACCAGAGCAGCAUGUGCACCCUCUCACGGGGCGACACCAGCAUCCUCGGCAAGGACAAGAGUGUUGAUUGUCAAGGAAACAGGUCAAGAAGACUGAACUCGGAGCCCAAUAAUAAAGACAGUUAGUUGGACACACGCCAGCUGAAUGUCCACAGGGCUGUUCGAGUUGAUAAACGCAGAUUGUAGUGUUUUUUUCUGCUGUUUACUUGCUGUGCUCCACUAGGGGGCGGAGAUGUUUUUGAGCACAUUUAAUAAAAAAAAAAUCUGUACUUAGGGAACUUUAACCGCACCCCAUAUAUGACUGUGUUUAUUUCAGAAUUUAGAGUUGAAUGUCUUUUAAAUUGUAAAAUGCUGCUGUUGAUAAAUUUGCAAUCUUAUUUUGUUGGUAUUAUGUGUCCUAUCUUGUGGUUUGACAAAUUCAGCAAAAUCCCCAAAAGAUGAGUUAAAUUAAUCAGUGAGUUAUUAAUUUAUAUGUGGAUUUGAAACAGUAAUAUUACUAGAAAGUGUUUCAUGACGACAUUUGUUGCUAAAAGCCUUCAAAUCCUAAUUAGAUAUCGCCUUCAUACUCAUGCGCUGUACUUCCUUGGGUCUGAUUCAUUUUGUUUUUAGUCAUUAAAUAAUAUUGACGCUUUGGUAAAACAUGGUUGACGGUUACAGCCAUGGUAUUUUAAAUGAUUACAUUAUAUUUGUAGGUUUUUAUUUAUUCUUAUACAUUAUAAAUGGAGAUUCUUUGUCAGCAUCAUGUACUUUAAGCUGCAUUAUCAUCAUGUUAUCCUUGCAUGCUAUUACAUAACUUGGUACUUUAUGGAUUUAUUCAAUGUUUUACUCACUGUAGACAUACUGUUCAUUUAAUUCCAUCAGUCCAGGACACAGUGAUUUCAUCCAGCACUGACUCUCUAACAACACUGAAGCCCUUAAAUCUUUUCCAGUGACACUGAAAUGAAAGGCAGCUUGUUGCUUUUUAUGACCAAAUGUAAAUUCAUAAGUGCUCGCUAAUGUUUUUGUGAGUUGGAGAAAGCCUGUGCCAUCUUUAAAUGUGCUCAUAUUAUGCUUUACUGUGUGUGUCUGUGGAUUUUUGUACAUAAUAAAUGUGCCUUUAUAUUCAGACAUUUGAUGCAAAUUCGAACACAAGGACACAAAUGACCUAUGUUGUUUAUGCUGAAUUUUGUUGCUGUGUGAUGUAAAAGUAACUCUAUAUCAGAACAUGUUUAUAUUUGUCAUUCUGUAAUAUUGUUGGACCUGUUUAUUGUAACAUGAAAGGAGCAGCUUACUGGCUCCGCCCCCUUUCUCUCAAUCAGCCCAAAUAAAGAAAGA